ACCGACUGUAAAUCUUUGUCUUUUGUUCCUGGCUGCACAAGAUGAGAACAGUGCUGCUCGUUGUUUUCCUGCUGCCUGUGCUGAUGGUGGCGGCACAUCCAGCACCAGGGAGCAGCGAACUUGUGGUUUCUCUGAAAAGUGGCCAAAUCAGAGGAGAAUAUGUGACUGUAAAAGGCACAGAGAGGAGGGUGAAGCAAUACCUGGGGAUUCCCUUCGCCAAGCCGCCUGUAGGGCCCCUCCGGUUCGCUGCCCCAGAGAGCCCGGAGCCCUGGGAGGGGGAACGAGACGGCACACAGCAGCCCCCCAUGUGCGUCCAGGAUCGAGAAAUAGUCAUAAAUAUUUCCAUAGCCAUGUCUAUGGACUUCUCGGUGCCAGAGGUUUCAGAGGACUGUCUGUAUCUAAACGUCUACACUCCAGCUGAAACCACGCCAGAAGUUAAGCUGCCGGUAAUGGUGUGGAUCCACCCAGCAGGAUUUCUGGCUUUCGGUGCUGCCUCCCAGUACGAUGGUUCCUCAUUGACUGCAUAUGAAAACGUUGUGACAGUCGUUAUCCAGUACCGUCUCGGCAUCCUGGGAUUCUUGAGCACUGGAGAUGAACAUGCCAAGGGAAACUGGGGUUUGUUGGAUCAGCUGGCUGCUCUCAGGUGGGUGCAGGAAAACAUUAAUUCCUUUGGCGGCGAUCCACAAUCUGUCACAAUCGCUGGGGAGUCUGCAGGAGGUUUCAGCGCAUCCAUACUGACUCUGUCUCCCCUGUCGAAAGGACUCUUCCACAAGGCAAUCUUUCAAAGUGGAGUUGCAACUCUUGGGGCCUAUACUUCGGAUCGGCCUCUUAAUCAGGCCCAUACUGUUGCCAGGCUUGCUGGAUGUUACAUGAACAGCACAGAAGAACUGGUCCGGUGCCUCCGAGGGAAAACUCAAGAUGAAUUAAUUUCUGUAGGCAAACAGAUCAAAAUUAUACUCGGAGCCACUGCUGAUGGCGAAUUCCUUCUCGACACACCUGAGGUUCUUCUGCAGAGGAAAGAAGUUCUGAACAUCCCAGUGAUGAUGGGCGUCACCAACCAUGAGUUUGGCUGGAUGUUGCCUCAGAUCUUCGCUCCUCCUGGUUGGGAUAAAGGCAUGAACGUGGAGACGGUGAUGGUGAUGGUCCCCUUGUUUAAUCCUAAAGGGUCUUUUGCCAACAUUCUCAUCGUGAUUACGUAUCUGAAAGACACAAAAACCCCACAGGACAUCCGAGACGCCUUCACGGAGGUCAUGGGAGACUUGGUGAUGGUGCUGCCCACCAUCAAGGUGGCCGGAUACCACACAGACGCGGGCGCUCCGGUGUACAUGUAUGAGUUUGUGUACGUUUCGGAUGGACCCAUGCCCAACAGGCCGAGCUUUGUGAAGGCGGAUCACGCUGAUGACGUCGGCUACAUGUUCGGAGCAUGUUUCUGGAACGGACACAUCAGAAUUACUGUCAACUGCACUGAUCAGGAUGAGAGGUUUUCCAGGACCAUGAUGUCUUACUGGGGAAGUUUCGCCAGAACUGGCUCUCCUAAUGGUCCUGGUCUGGUGAACUGGCCGCUGUACGACAGGCAGAAGCAGGAGUACAUGGAGCUGGGUCAGACCCAGUCUGUGAAGCAGAAACUGAAGAAGGACAAGGUCGAUUUUGUCACUUCCGUUCUCCCUUAGAGGCUGCAGCAGAUGGAAGCAACAGUCGCUAAAGCUGCAAACUGAGCAUCGAGUUGUUUUAUUUUUAGCUCAGCUUUUUAAUAAUACUUAUAAUGCAGUUUGAUAGGUAUUUUCCUUUCGAACCUAAAUAAAAGAAAGAACCACAGACAACGUAUAUGAAUUUUAUGUAGAGCUUUUGCAAAAGGAGAACACACAGAGAACUGCUCCUCUGACCAGUUCACCAUGUGUUCUGAAACUCUGCAGUAGAGCUUGUCUUUUUAUUAACACAAAACAAAAGCAAAGGGGGCUGGUGCUGAUAAGAUUAGGAGCCCCCGAAACGAACACAAUCAAACACAGUUUUACGACUAAGGAAUUUCUACCUAGGGGACAGUCAGGAAAAACAACAAAGGUCGUAAAACUUCUGAUACAAUCAACUAGCAACCCAGUUCCUAGGUGUGAUAACUAAUCAAAGGUCUGAGAAACACAUUGUUAACUGUUUCACAUGAAGAUAAACAGACAGUUGUGACUUCCAGGUCAGUUCAUACACACAUAAGGAAGAGAAUCACUUUAAAAGAAAAUCACAAUGUUCUUUAGACUGAAUGUAAUCUAAAGGAAUAAUAAAAUGAUAAUACCAAACAAUCUCUAACACAGUUAAUGCUGAUCACUGCCUGCAACAUCUAGACUUUUUUUAGUCUUUUGAUUCAGGCUGCUUUGCAAACUGGAUGUAAUUAAAAAAUGUCUUCAUUCAUGUUGUGUAAUUGUUGUUUCGCUCUUAUUUUUCUACAUUAGAUUAAAGCAGGAUGCAUGAAUAAAACAUCACAUCUUUAUCAGAGUUGUUUGAUUCAUGGGGAAAGUUUCUGCACAAAGUUUCUUUCAAACUCUGGCCGAUUAGAUUGAUAGUGACUUCCUAUCAAUCUAAUUGAAACAGAAGCUCCAAGCAAUUGCUAUGAAACAGGGAUGUCCAAAGUGUGGUCUGGGGGCCAUUUGUGGCCCUCAAAAUGACUUUGUUUGGUCUGAGACCACAAGUCAAGAAAGGUUAAAAAUGUGGCUAUCAAAAUAGUCCCAAUUGGUGA
This is a messenger RNA of Xiphophorus maculatus (southern platyfish), 2722 nucleotides long. Its product is annotated as fatty acyl-CoA hydrolase precursor, medium chain-like. Lineage: Eukaryota; Metazoa; Chordata; Actinopteri; Cyprinodontiformes; Poeciliidae. The coding region runs from base 42 to 1670 and encodes 542 amino acids. The transcript is spliced from 13 exons. The record is from RefSeq and is a predicted model, not a curated record.